Messenger RNA from Nematolebias whitei (Rio pearlfish), 1487 nucleotides. RefSeq names its product cyclin-Y-like protein 1. Bases 270 to 1295 code for a protein of 341 amino acids. Gene Ontology annotation, biological process: regulation of cyclin-dependent protein serine/threonine kinase activity; regulation of canonical Wnt signaling pathway. The record is from RefSeq and is a predicted model, not a curated record. NCBI's taxonomy places the organism in Eukaryota, Metazoa, Chordata, Actinopteri, Cyprinodontiformes, Rivulidae. Gene Ontology annotation, molecular function: cyclin-dependent protein serine/threonine kinase activator activity; protein kinase binding. Gene Ontology annotation, cellular component: plasma membrane. The transcript is spliced from 11 exons.
GACGUGUGUCGCGUAACUGCGAUGAGAUGGACGCUUGCCAUAUAAGCAAUAACUGCUUCUUUCUCGCUUAUUUAGUCCUCUUAAGAAGUCCCAGGUGCUGAAUUCAUCCGGAACUUUAUUUUGGCAGGAAAACCUGAAAGCUGACAGAGAGGGUCUUCUUCUGCGGUGAAAAUGGAUUGAUCCAUUCCGAGGAGAGGGGAGCCGAGAACCAUGGACUGAGGGGGUCCCCUCCAGAGUUGUAUGGGAACCAGCUGUGUCUGUAGUCAGACAUGGGGGCUUCGGUGUCCUGCUGCAUCUCGCCCGGUGAGAGCCCAAAGAUCCUGCGGAGACACGUGGACCUGGACGAGUGUCCCUUCACCACCACAGAGGACGUGAGCGAAGACACUGGGACCUACCUGCAGCACAUCAGUGACCGGGAGCUCCCUGAUGAAUUGGCACAAGAGGCAAACCCGUCGGACCACCCUAGAGCCAGCACCCUCUUCCUCAACAAGUCCCAAACAGAUGUUCGUGAGAAGAGGAAAAGCAACUACAUGAACCAUAUGUCUCCAGGGCUUCUGACUAAAAAGUACAGCUCCUGCUCGACAAUAUUCAUCGAUGACAGCACCGUCAGCCAGCCCAACCUCAAGAGCACCAUCAAAUGCGUAUCACUGGCCAUUUACUAUCACAUCAAAAACAGAGACUCAAACCGCUCCCUGGAUAUAUUCGACGAGAAGAAGCAUCCUCUGUCGAAAGAAAAAGUGCCGGACGAUUACUCUGUGGUCGAUCCAGAACACAAAUUGAUCUACCGCUUCAUUAGAACACUCUUCAGCUCUGCUCAGCUCACGGCCGAGUGCGCCAUCGUCACUUUGGUAUACCUUGAGCGGCUACUGACAUAUGCAGAGAUCGACAUUUGCCCGUGCAACUGGAAGUGCAUCGUCCUCGGCGCCAUUCUUCUGGCCUCCAAAGUCUGGGACGACCAGGCCGUUUGGAACGUCGACUACUGCCAGAUCCUCAAGGAUAUCGCCGUGGAGGACAUGAACGAGAUGGAGCGCCACUUCCUGGAGCUUCUCCAGUUCAACAUCAACGUCCCGGCAAGUGUUUACGCCAAGUAUUACUUCGACUUGCGCUCACUGGCUGACGACAACAACCUAAGUUUUCCUCUGGAGCCGCUCAGCAACAAGCGAGCCCAAAAACUGGAGGCCAUCUCCAGGCUGUGUGAGGACAAGUACAAGGACCUGAGCAGGUCGGCCAUGAGGAGGUCCGUCAGUGCCGACAACCUGACCGCUAUCAGAAAAUCCCAGGCUGUGCUGUCCUAACUUAAAUCAGAUGGGGACAGCGCCAAGAGACUUUUGAUUUUUGAAGUAGAUUAAUAUCUGUCACCGAAUCAAUGUCAACUUUAGUGGGUGAGACACGACCCAGAGCUACAUGUACAACACUAUAACCUGAGUCCAAGUCUAUAUGUGUUUUAAAUUUUGAGGUAAAGCAUGAUCUUUUACUGAUAAACGUCA